Messenger RNA from Closterium sp. Yama58-4, 1602 nucleotides. Lineage: Eukaryota; Viridiplantae; Streptophyta; Zygnematophyceae; Desmidiales; Closteriaceae. The record is from the annotation of a GenBank genome assembly.
AUGGGACCCUCAACUCGAAGAUCCCUCAACCAAUCUCCCAAGAGCAGUUGCAGCAACAGCAGCAAGAGCAACAGCCUCCUGCUACAGCCGUCCACAGCCGUGCAGGAGCUGAUAGCCAAGGAGAACAUGACACGUGUCCAGCAGAGCACAGCUGUGUACGUGGAGCCAAUCUCCCUCUCCCUCCCCUCCUCAUACCCUUGCUCAAGCUGCAACCCUAAAUUCGCGGUCAACUGCACGACACGCCGCCUCAUGUGGUUUUUUCUCGGGCAGCCUGAAGGAGAUGCUACAGUCGUGGGUUUCUGGCCGUCUCAGGCUGUAGCCGUGGCAGAAACUUUCCACAAGAACCGCCAGCCGCAUUUGCUAGAAUCCACACGACGCCGUGCGCAGCAAUGUGAGGGCGGUAACCGCAAAGCCAACAGUAACCGCAUGGGGGAUAAUGGUAACCGCAUGGGAGGUGGUAACCGCAUAGGGGGUGGCUAUGUAGCUCCGCCUAUCAUCCCACCCGGGCUUACUGGGCUCAUUCACCUGCAGCACUCCCCCCAGGCGGACCUCAUCCGCGCGCAGGCCUCCGCCAGGGGCAGCUCCCCCCGCAUGCACGAUGUGCUGGUGGCGCCUGAGAGCUUCCCGCGGGGGGAAGCGCCACCAGGGAUAGGGGGGGAUAAGGGGAGUGCGGGGAAGGAGGGCGGAGAGGGGAGAGUGUUUGAGGAGGAGAGGGGGCUGUGUGAUGCGCCGAGGAUACUGCCUGUGACAGAGCACCGCAUUGGAAGGCAACUGAUUGUCGAUGAGGACGUGGGCAUGGUGUACUGUUACGUGCAGAAGGCGGGGUGCACGAGCUGGAAGUUCUGGAUGCGCGAGCAGCACCACCACCCCUUCCCCAAGUCCUUCCUCUCCGCCCACACCGCCCAUUUCACCAACGUCACUGCCGUCUGGUACUCCUUAACCGAGCCACACGCCAUUCGCGCUCUCACCCGCCGGGACUUCACUCGUUUCGUCUUCCUCCGAAACCCCUACACCCGCGUUUUGUCGGCGUAUCUGGACAAGAUGCUUCGCGGGGGCGGCCCAGACGAUCUCGGGGCAGGGUUCUGGGCACAGACUUUUUUCGGGCAGCUGAUCACGCACUCGUUAUGGGAUGCUAUGACGUUCCGGUCGGGCCCCGGAACUGCCCGGCUGCGGAGCAUCUGGGAAAUAAUUCAGCUGCGGACGGGGUUUCGAAUCACCUUUGAUGAAUUCGUGGGGUACCUGGGAGAGGCGUGGGAGAUAGAGGGCCGGUUUCACCUGGAUGUGCACAUAGUGCCGCAGACGCUGCUGUGUGCGUUGGACCGGAUAAAGUAUGACUUUGUGGGGAGGUUUGAGAGCAUGGAUGAGGAUGUGAUGACGCUGAUGCGGCGGUUCGGGAGGGAGCCUGGGGAUGCUUUCAGCUUCGGGAAGAAGCUUCAGAAGACCAAGUCCCGAGGUCGCUUGAGCGAUGCGUUUGCCAAUAAGAGGACCUUUGACACAGUCAGUCACGUCUACAGUCUAGAUUUGAACAACACAUUGAAUGGCAUUAUGUACGAACCACCAGAUGAGCUGAAGGAGAUGUAUGGGGGCAGUACCGGUAGUUAA